Molecule: messenger RNA, 912 nt
Organism: Drosophila busckii
Lineage: Eukaryota; Metazoa; Arthropoda; Insecta; Diptera; Drosophilidae
Product: UPF0193 protein EVG1 homolog
Exons: 3
Coding region: 68-832 (254 amino acids)
Source: RefSeq, a predicted model, not a curated record
CAAACACAUUGAUUUAAAAUAUCGAAAAUAUAUAUAUAUAUUUACCUAAAUUCCAACGAUAAACAACAUGAGCCGACAUCGCUAUAAUAAUGUACAGAUGCGUAGCGUUACAUCGGGUCUGUUGCAGCAUCAGAAGCAGCAGCAGCUGGAUAUGGGCCAGCCGGAGAACGAGCAGCAACAGCGCUUGCCGGUUUGGCCCAGCGAGCGUAUUGGUCCUGGCGGCAGCGGUGCCUUUCAUACGGCCAAGGUGGAGUACAGCAAGGAGACAGCAGAGCUGCUCAAACUGCUCAUGAAGGAGUCCAAGAUGUCCAUGUUAAUGCGCAAGCAGAUCAAUGAGAGUCUGGCCAAAGGCGAGCCCCUGCCCUUGCCUAAGCCUCCACGCCCGAAUACCAGCAAUGAUCCGGACAAGGAGACCUUAGCCAUUCUGGAUCGUGCACGCAAAGCCAAGCGCAAGAAUCUACGCCAGAUUGAAGCCAGCGGUGCAUACAACAGCACUUACUAUCGCCCAAGAGCUGACAAUCGUCAGUCGACAGAAAAGGCCAAGGCUCAGCUGCAGCAUACCAUGGCAGGCAUUGACUUGCCGGAUCCGGCUAUUAAGCCGCUGCGUCGUUCACGCGAGGAUCGUGAGGUUACCGAGGAGGAUAUCAUCAAUGAAUUGCUUGACCAAAUCCAAGAGCGUGCCGAAUGGUUGGCUGAGAUGGAAUCGCUGGGACAUGGCCAGAAGUAUCAGGCCGAGAUACGUGAUCAGAUUUCGGAACGCUUGCAUCGCAUACGCGCCUUGGAGACUAAGAUUAAGAUGAAGGCUGCUGGCGGCUAUCGCUUUGUGGACUGAAAACGUUGUGUUAAAUUAUAGUAAGAAUAAUGUUAUUGAAAAUAAACAAAGGCUAGAGCUUGAGCUAUUUGUUUAUAAUG